This is a messenger RNA of Centropristis striata (black sea bass), 2810 nucleotides long. RefSeq names its product transmembrane protein 121. Bases 837 to 1787 code for a protein of 316 amino acids. Lineage: Eukaryota; Metazoa; Chordata; Actinopteri; Perciformes; Serranidae. The record is from RefSeq and is a predicted model, not a curated record. The transcript is spliced from 2 exons.
UUACAGCGACAACGAAGCGUGGAGACAGCUGAAACCUUCACACACACACGCUGGAAAACACACAUGCACACAGCCGUGUGGGGAGAGGACAGUCAGACACACGCUGCAUUCAAAAGAUUCCUUCUUCCUCUGAAACUUAGAUACAAAAUGUUUCUCGUCAAUGGAUGCUGGAUGAUGGAGAGGAAAACUUCUGGAGAGAAAAUUCUCUUUUAAGCAGGACUUACUGCUGCAGAGAUUUCUCCACCAAAAAUAACUUUCUCUUUUUUGGGGGCAGGGGAGUUGGAGGUUUAAACCCUCUAUCUAAGCACAACACAAAAUAACCUCUAUUCUUAGUUGCAGAAAUUGAGAGCGGUCUUUGUGACCAUUAAGAUGCCUCCUCCUGAUUCAGUCUGAGCAGUAAGUGGAUUAUGACGGCAAUAUUUUGGGAUUUCUCUUUCGCUUGAGAGAGAGAGAAAAAAAGAGAGAAAUAUAUCCAUGACUGGUGGAUUUACGUCUGUCAGAGAAGGAGAGGAUCCUGUGCGUUUUCUCCUCUCUUCUCCUGUGGAUUACAGAUGGGCUUUGUGAUCUCCCAGUGCAGUCUCAUGGAUGAUCGCCCGCUGCCAGUCAUUAGGAUAAAGUACAAAGAGGGACACAAGUGGCUCGGGCACAAGCGGAGAUUGAUUGAAGUGAUCUGUGUGAAUCCUAUUAAUGCAUCCUGGACUCUGGCCAAGGCAGAAGCAAUGGAGGGGAACACCGCUGUCUAGCAGCACUAUCUGAUCUGCCUCCUCACUGGACAAACUGAGCACCCUCUGCACUCCCUCUUCAACAACACUCCUCCUCCUCUCGCGCAGGCAAGGAUGGUACCUCCACCUCCCACCAACAAGCCCCACGUGUGCCUGUCCACCAUCCUGAUCAUGAGCAGCAUGGCGCUGAUUGAUGCCUACCUGGUGGAGCAGAACCACGGGCCGCGCAAGAUUGGCAUCUGCAUCAUGGUGAUGGUGGGAGACAUCUGCUUCCUGAUCGUCCUGCGUUACGUGGCCGUGUGGGUGGGCGCCGAGGUGCGCACGGCCAAGCGAGGCUACGCCAUGAUCCUGUGGUUCCUUUACAUCUUUGUGCUGGAGAUCAAAGUCUACUUUGUGUAUCAAAACUACAAAGCGGACCGGAAGAGCCUGGAUGCUCUGGCAAGGAAAGCGUUGACGUUGCUGCUGUCCAUUUGCAUCCCAGUGCUGUUUGUGGUGCUGGUCGCCAUCGACCACAUGGAGUAUGUUCGCGCCUUUAAGAAGCGCGAGGAGAUCCGGAAUCGUCUCUUCUGGGUGGUGGUGGACUUGCUGGACAUCUUGGACAUCCAAGCUAACCUGUGGGAGCCCCAGAAGAAGGGGCUUCCGUUGUGGGCGGAAGGCCUGAUGUUCUUCUACUGCUACAUCCUGCUGCUGGUGCUGCCCUGCGUGUCCUUGAGCGAGAUCAGCAUGCAGGGCAUCAACAUCGUGCCCCACAAGAUGCUCCUGUACCCCAUCCUCAGCCUGGUGACGAUCAACGUCAUCACCCUCUUCAUCCGUGGGGGGAACAUGAUUCUGUACAGAGAUGCCAGGGUGUCCGGGAUCUUGAUAGGGAAGAACAUCCUGGCGAUCAUCCUAAAGACCUGCAGCUUCGUGCAGUACAGGAGACAGUUGCAGAACGCUUCUCCUGCCUUCGGCGUGGAACUGCAGAAAAACUCGGUGGCCCACGCUCGCCCUGCCCCCACCCCUCCUCAAGUGGUCAUGCAGGACCAGACGCCACUCCCCGAGGUGACCACGUGUGAACACACAUGACAGAAUGGCGAGGUGAAUCCUGGAGAUGUCAAUACCCUCAGGACGCUGGCAGGGCACAACGUUCCACCCCUUUUAGGGCAUGUGGACACUCAUGUGAACACACAGGAUGAUGGCACACAGGACACUGCAGACGCUUAGCGAGGAUAGAACAGCGCUGUAUCCAAAGCUGUCAUGGUGCAAAACACAGUAUCUUGUGACUUUGUUAAAGCAUUUCCUCUAAUGAAUUCAGUUAACUAUGUAUUUUUUCUAAUGUACAAAAGAUAAAAAAGGCAACUACUGCAAGAUUAGAGGAUAUAUUUUUGAAUUGUGUGUGUUGCAUUCUAAUCUUAAGGGUCCGUGUGCUGUGGUGUGCAUUUCUGUUGCUCGAAUGUUCUUAGUAAUGGAGGGCUUUAACAUGUCAAAGUCAGGAGGGGAAACCGACGGGGGAAUCAAAGUGAUGAAAAUAACAGUUAGAGCUUUCUCUUGAAAGAAGUGUGUUUUUUAUAUGUGAUUCUUUGAUAAAGUAUUGUGUACAACAUAAAGGCUUUCCUGCUCUUUCACUGGCUGUAAAAGGGUUUUUUUCAUGAAAUCAUUUCAUAGUGGACCGAUCGAGGUCAUUUUAAUUAAAAUUCAGUAAAUGUCCUUUAAUUAACCUGGGUUUUAAAAGAAACUAGACAAUGAUUUUUCCCCCCGCUCUGGUUCAAUUUACAAUUAGGGUCUACUUAAGUGGUACCUUUGCAAUGUCAUUCAUCUUGAGUGUGAUCGGUACAUUCCAGGCUGCUCUUUUUGAGCGAGUAGGACAACAUUUUAAAUAAAUUCUUUGUGCAGUUACAAACAGUUUGAUCACUGAAUAAGUGUGACUAUGGUAUCGUAAGCUAUAGAGAAUACACAGCCAAGGGGCAACACUGCAGAUGGAUAAAUGUUUCCUAAAUAAGGAAACCUGUUUAAUAUCCUCCUCAGGCGCCCGCUGACUAUCUGUGCUUAUGCUCAGCGGCAGCGGCAGAUCUUUGAAAGCACUGUCAUUUUGUUCUUCACACAAAAGGA